Pelagomonas calceolata is the source of this 2405-nucleotide messenger RNA. The record is from the annotation of a GenBank genome assembly. Lineage: Eukaryota; Pelagophyceae; Pelagomonadales; Pelagomonadaceae.
AUUAUACACAUGGGCCCCCACACGAUGCGAGCGCAAUUGAGCCGUAUCGUAUACUUGAAGCAGGUGCAUCACUUGGGCUGCCCGAGCGCCCUGAAAUGCGGGAUACUCCGCUUUUCAGCAUAAAAAAAGACGCACGUAGCGCCAAGAUCCAGCUACAGUCGAAUCCCCACCUACGCACAAAAUCUCGCCGGGCGUGCGCAGAAGCUGCCCUCCGCGCGGCUGCUAUCCUGGUACGACCGGGCGAAGCUACGGUCAUCUUGGCGUAUCUAGUGGCCGUCUUAGCGUCGCGAGAGACCGAUUCGAGGUUCUCGGCGUACGCGGCGACAUAAAUAAAUCGACGACUUUUGGGACUGAGGACAAGUGCAACCCUUUAGAAGCCACAAUCGGAGCUGCGCUACGAUACCAAACCCUGCGGAGCCUCACGGCAACCGAAAUCGGGGCGGGAACCGUAAAUGUGGCCAAGAUGGUAAGGGGGUCGGCGGCGGCGGCGGCCGGGCCGGGCGGCGGCGGCGCGGCGGCGGCGGUGGCAGUGGCAGUGGCAGUGGCAGGCUGAGGCUGAGUCCCGAGUCCCCCCCCCCGGGCCUUUGUCGCAAGGAGCCCCCUUAUUUUAUGAAAAUCCACACUACAGGGCUACCGUGACGUAUGUAUGCGCCGUGAUCUGUCAAAAUUUCACUGGCAGACCCCCCCCCUGAUUGCACUUUCAGUACGAACCUGUAGAUCCUGUAGUACCGUAGAUACACCCAUUACAAGAAAGUACAAGCUCGCGAGCUUGUACAAGCUGGUAGCUUGCACCAUCUCCGAGCCCAGCGGGGCCCGGGCGGGUAAUGAGAGAGGGCACGACCAUGAAGUUUCUGCGCUCAGUAAAGCGCCGAAGAUGUCAGUCUCAGCGUCAAUGCGGCUGAGCCGUGGUGGUGCAGAUCGGCCGCACACCGCAUCGCGUCGCGCGAAUGCGCGGCGCCGGGUCGAGGCGGCGACGCUGCGAGUACGCGCAGUGAAUAAAGUUCGGGUGUACGUGGCGAAGCUCCUGCGCCGCGUCACGAUAGGCGAGGCACUAGCAGUUAUCGGGAAUACGCGGCGGCGCCUACGUGCACCCAAGGCUUGCGGUAGCAGCGUAGCGGCAAUAGGCAGCGGCGGAAUUGACAUCGCAAUGCACGCGUGCUGUCAAAUGCGCGCGCGGCGAGCGGCACUCCGAGAGGGCGCACGGCGCGCCGUCGAGCGGCGCCAGGCCGUGUUGAAGUUGAAAAGAAUCUGUCCUCGAACGGCCCUGGGAACAACCGCCGGUCGUGAUGCGAAGUAAGGCGUCAUGAGCUUAUGUAGGUGUUGGGAGGACGAGACUGAUUCCGAGGCGGAGUCAGUCCCGCGUGGAUGCGAGACGAACGACCUCGAUUUGCGCGUCCCCAGAGUUUCAGCUACCGUUGCGACCCACUCGCGUACCAUCGCGUCCGUCGCGGCAAUCUGCUUUGAUCAAUUAUGCGCACAGGCUUCGCAUCGCACGCAAUCGCCACCGCCUGCGCCAUUACUAUGGUCGGCCGCGACUAUAUCCCGCAGGUCUCGCCGCCGACGUUGAGCGGCUCCAUACGCUCGCUCGCAACGGCGACGCGACAGCUGCGCGCCGCGCAAGUUCCGAGGCGCUCGUCUGGCAUGGUCAUCUUGCGCCGCCCGUCGCAGCCGGCGCACCAUCGAUCAGACGCUUGGCACCUGGGGCUCGCUGGCGGUACACCAUCGGCGGCUGCUCGGGGAAAGAAAGGGCUUCAUGGAUGAUGUCUCGUAGUCGACAACUCGCGCAGGUUGUAACACCAGAUUCCUGGGUUCGAGACCCGCUGCACGCAUACACGCCCGCCGCGCGGCACGAGAUAGCAUGCGCCGGGGCGCUGAGUAUCAACGACAUGCAAAUUUUAGGCGCGCUCGAUGGAAAUGACACUACACAAGGCAUUGACUUGGGCGAUGCCGACGACGAAAAAGACCCUUACCACCCUCCGUUUCUCAGAUAUCUAUGGAAAGUCGCGUCCUCACGCCCCUACCCAUCGCCUUCUGCUAAGGGUCUAUCGUCGCUGCUGCAGGAAAACAUAGAGGAUCUCUCUGCCACCAUGGAUUCCUGUGACGAGGCCAGAAGACCAAAAUUGGCGAAAUAAUCUCGGCGGGCGAGUUGAGUUUCCACAAGGAUGGUGCUGAACUGCUGGCGGGGGCUGGGGCACAGCCCGCAUAAGUCGUGCAACAGAGACUCUUUUGGCGAAAUGCGGAUGUUUAGCCGGGCUUGGGAUUGCCACGGGCAGCAUUGAUGCAAGACGAGUAGUAUAGGGAAAAUGUAUACUUUAUUUCCCAUCCUUCGGAUGAGCCAUAAAAUAUACUUUUUCCAUUUUUUAGAAAUCCGACAUAAAAACCAUCCCCCCUUUUUUUCCACUGGC